AUGGCCACCUGCUGCAAGGUCUGGGGCACGGAGGACGACACACCGAGCCUAAGAGAGGCCAGCUCUCUCACAUCAGCGGCUGGUGGUUUGGAGAACAUGGGGGCUGAGCUGUUGGAAAGCCUGGAGGAAGGCCGGGACCCUGGCAGUGACUCAAGCCCUGCAGAAGUCAGGGACAGCGGGAGCAAGGCUGGCCCGGAGCCCUCCUCAGGGUGGAGGAGGAGCCUGCAGCCAGCCCUGAGGGUGAGACGCUUCUGCAGGGAGCACGCACAGCUGCUUCGAUGGAUCUGCACAGGCCUGCUAUGUACUGCAUUUGCUGCCUUCCUGCUGAUGGCCUGCCUCCUGGAUUUCCAGAGGGCCCUCACCUGUGUGGUGAGGGUCCUCACCCAUGUGGACCUCGUCUUCCUGGCCCACAGCCUGCUGAAGAGGCUGCUGGGGCCAAAGCUGCUGAGGUGUGUCAAGCCUCUGGGGCAUCCCAGCCCAAACCUCUGGUUUAAGAGGGAGCCCUUUCUAGCCCUUGCUGCUUUCCUGGCCCUGAUCCUAUGGCUGGUUCUGGACACCUCUCAGCGGCCUGAGCAACUGGUGUCCUUCGGAGGAAUCUGCAUGUUCAUCUGCCUCCUCUUUGCCUUCUCAAAGCAUCACUGCGCAAUGAGUGUAUCCUGGCGGGCUGUGUCCUGGGGUCUUGUACUACAGUUUGCACUUGGACUCUUCGUCAUCAGAACAGAACCAGGAUUUAUUGCAUUUCAGUGGCUGGGCGACCAGCUCCAGAUCUUCCUGAGAUACAGGUCCAGCUUCUUGUCUGGGGAGGCUCUGGUCAAGGAUGCCUUUGCAUUUCAGGUUUUGCCCAUCAUUGUUUUCUUCAUCUGUGCCAUGUCCGUUCUCUACUAUGUGAGCCUCAUGCAGUGGGUGAUCCUGAAGAUCUCCUGGCUGAUGCAGGCCACCAUGGGCCCCAUGGCCACGAAGACCCUGAGUGUGGCUUGAACCAUCUUUGUGAGCCAGACUGAGGCUCCUCUACUGAUCCGGCCCUACUUGGCAGACAUGACACUCUCUGAAAUCCACGUUGUCAUGACCAGAGGCUACGCCACCAUUGCCGGCAGCCUGCGGGACGCCUGCAUCUCCUUUGGGAUCGAUGCUGCCUCCUUAAUUGCUGCCUCUGUGAAGGCUGCCCCUUGUGCCUUAGCCCUCUACACAGAGGUGGAGGAGUCCAAGUUCAGGGGUGAGGAAGGAGUGAAACUGACCUACAGAGAUGCUCAAAACCUCUUAGAAGCAGCUAGCAGUGGGGCUGCCAUGUCCGUGAGGGUCGUGACCAACACUGCCAACCUGAUUGCUUUUCUGGCUGUGCUGGCCUUCAUCAAUGCUGCCCUCUCCUGGCUGGGAGACGUGAUGGACGUCCAGGGGCUCAGCUUCCAGAUACAGCUCAUCUGCUCCUACAUCCUGUGGUCAGUGGCCUUCUUGAUGGGAGUGGCCUGGGAGGGCUGCCCGGUGGUGGCUGAGCUGCUGGGAAUGAAGCUGUUUCUGAACGAGGGCGCCGAGGAGUGGGCCGGUUCCAGGAAGCAGUGGAUCUCUGUGAGUGCCACCAUCCUAGAUACGUCUGCCCUCUGUGGAUUUGCCAACUUCAGCUCCAUUGGGAUCACGCUGGGAGGCCUGACCUCCAUGGCCCCCCAGCAGAAGAGCAACUUCUCCCAGAUCAUGCUCCGGGUGCUCUGCACGGGGGCCUGUGUGUCUCUGGUGAAUGCCUGCGUGGCAGGGAUCCUGUACAUGCGGGGGGCUGAGGUCGACUGUGUGUCCCUCCUGAACACGACCCUCAGCAGCAGCAGUUUUGAGGUGUACCGGUGCUGCCGCCAGGACUUCCAGAGCACCGACCCGGAGUCCACCCUAGAGGCCCUGGACAACUGCUGUUGAUUUUAUAAUCACACCAUCUGUGCAUAG
Molecule: messenger RNA, 1926 nt
Organism: Globicephala melas (long-finned pilot whale)
Lineage: Eukaryota; Metazoa; Chordata; Mammalia; Artiodactyla; Delphinidae
Gene: SLC28A1
Product: solute carrier family 28 member 1
Biological process (GO): cytidine transport; uridine transmembrane transport; pyrimidine nucleobase transport
Cellular component (GO): plasma membrane
Molecular function (GO): pyrimidine- and adenosine-specific:sodium symporter activity
Source: RefSeq, a predicted model, not a curated record